This is a messenger RNA of Lotus japonicus, 1391 nucleotides long. RefSeq names its product protein MICROTUBULE BINDING PROTEIN 2C. The coding region runs from base 131 to 1090 and encodes 319 amino acids. The record is from RefSeq and is a predicted model, not a curated record. Gene Ontology annotation, biological process: plasmodesmata-mediated intercellular transport. Lineage: Eukaryota; Viridiplantae; Streptophyta; Magnoliopsida; Fabales; Fabaceae. Gene Ontology annotation, molecular function: microtubule binding. The transcript is spliced from 5 exons.
AUGGGUCAUUUUUCAAAGUGCAGUCUUCUUCUUCUCCUCAGUCAUCAGAGUCUCAUCUCAUCUUCCAUCUCACUCUUCUUCUUCUUCUCACCCAAACCACCGUGCCCGAUCUUCCCGGCGACAGAGAAAAAUGCAGCAUUUCGUGGAUUCGGGUGGCUUCGCCGACCCAAGCUCCGCCGCCGCUAACGCCAAUUUGGAUCGCGUCCUCUUCAACGACCUCGUCGAAAUUGUCCCUCUCGUUCAAUCCCUCAUCGAUCAGGAUCGUAAAGCAAGCCGUUCAUUCACUCGGCGUGGUUCCAUGGUUUACACCAAGACACCAACUAGAGAAGCUUUGUUUAAAAGAGCAACAGAUUCAAAAAGCAGGAAUACUUCUCAAUCUAUUCCUGCCAAAAAGAAAAGGGACCCUGAAGAUAAAGAACAAGGAAAAAAUGGCUGCAAUAGUUCUGAUGCGGAUAGCUUUUCUAUGCUUUCUUCUAGAGCUUUGACUUCAGAAAAGGACAGAGAAGAGUUAGCUAUAUUGAAGGAGCAGGUAGAGGUACUUCAGAAACAAUUAUGGGAAAAAGGUGAACUUUUAAAGUCGGCAGAAAACUCAAGAGACCAGAUGAAUGCUUUUAAUGCAAAACUUGAUGAGCUUAAACACCAGGUUUCAGAAAAGGACUCUUUACUGAAGUAUACACAACAACAGCUCUCUGAUGCUAAGAUUAAGCUUGCAGAUAAACAAGCUGCAUUUGAAAAGAUACAAUGGGAAACAAUGACAUCCAACAAGAAAGUGGAGAAACUCCAAGGCGAGCUAGAUUCCAUUCAAGCAGAUAUUUCAACAUUCACGUUGUUGCUUGAAAGCUUGACAAAAACUGAUACUGUGAAAUACACUGAUGAUUAUGACACCAAGCCUUAUGAUUUCAAUCAGCGGGCUGAUAUUGAUGAUUUGGAUGAGAUAGAAUUGCAGAAAAUGGAAGAAGCAAGAAAGGCUUAUAUUUCUGCGGUUGCUGUUGUCAAGGAAAAACGAGAUGAAGAAUCUAUUGCUGCUGCUGCCAGUGCUAGGUUACACCUUCAAUCAUUCAUUUUCAAAUCCAAAAGUUGUAACCUGUGAUUUCAAUGGUUUUAUUCAACUUGUUUACACGGUAGGUUCUUUAGUCCCAAAUUGUAAAGCACUUAUCCUGUGUGGGAGAGAGAUUUAUUUGUGGUUUGCCAUUUCACAUAAUAAAGCUUGUUCAAUGAGGUCUGUUAUGCUUGUAUGUGUCUGUGUAUGCCACCUUUGGUCCCCAAGUUAUCUUCUGGUUCAUAUAGAAUAGUCACAAUAUGAAUCUUGUGUUAUUUAUUAUGGGGUCAUGGAUAUUUGUGCUUCUAUGUUUUGUAUAAAUUCUAAUGAAAAGUUGAAAACCUGUUCUGUA